Trichoderma asperellum CBS 433.97 is the source of this 1383-nucleotide messenger RNA. RefSeq lists its product as uncharacterized. Lineage: Eukaryota; Fungi; Ascomycota; Sordariomycetes; Hypocreales; Hypocreaceae. The record is from RefSeq and is a predicted model, not a curated record. Gene Ontology annotation, molecular function: ATP binding; metal ion binding.
AUGCUGGUCCAGGCCCCAAUUUCGCUCGAUUAUACUCUGUAUGAUCUAUAUGCUGUCGACAAUGAUGGGAGCACUCGUCCAGUUUUGUUCUAUUAUCCGUUUGGAUUUAAAGCUGACGAAGGGUUACCUGUCAAAUUCGUCUAUAACUUCGGAUUAGAGACAGAGAUGAAGUCGACAGCUGAUCCUAAUGCUCUGAUGGAAAUGGUUGUAAGGGGCUUGGCUCAGCGAUAUGGCUUCUUCGCUGGCAAUCUUCACAUCAUUUUACCCACCUCAACUUUUGGAGAGAAAGGGGAGAGCCCGAAUCAAGUGGAACUCGAGAAGACUUUUUCGCAAAUAAAACACGACCAGUCGCCUAACUUGAGCUUCGUUACCAGCCCUGACGACAUCAUCUUGAGCCCUGAAACUGGAGUCGCAGUAGUGGUACCGACCGAUAGCAUAUUAAAACUCCCACAUGCGGUGGAUCCUGAUACUCAUUAUGAGCUCUUGUCAAAACGAGGACUGGCAUUUUCUGGGCUCCCAACGCCACCCACGGUUGUCAUUGAUGCAGAACUUGGCCCGGAUGAUGUCCAGGAUCCCCAACGGCUUCAGCAAGCGAUGCGUCGAAUGCUAGAGCCUCUCGACACCUACCAAAUCCCUUUUUUCGUCAAGCUCAAUCAAUCAGUUUCGGGAAAGGGCGUCUUUGCUGUAACAUCUGAGGCUCGCCGAGCACAGAUCAAGAAGAUUCUUGGUGUGCAGCUUCAAGAAAUGCUUGGGCAGAUCAAUCAAAUAAACACCCACCUAUACCCCAGCUCCUUUAUCUUACAAGACUAUAUCCCUGGCGAGGUGGUGGCUCUAUCUAUGUUUGUCACGCAAAAAGGCCAAGCGAUUUUCAACGCUUGCUGUCGACAACGGUUCGAUAGCAAAGGCUACUGGAUCGGGGGACAAAUUUCCUAUCCGGAUCAAGAGACAUUGAAGCGGAAGUACUUUGGAAUCAUGAACCAAAUCGCCGAAUUUUUGCACCAACGCGGCUACUAUGGACCAGCAGGCGCGGAUAUUGUGACAGGCGAUGACGGGAAGCAUUAUACAAUUGACCUGAAUGUUCGUGUUACUGGGACGCAUCCUCUAGGUCCACUUGCUGGGCAUUUUACACAGCGCGGUUUGACCAAUGCCACGAUAAUAACGGAAUAUUUCACAUGUUCAAGAUAUGACUUUGAAAGAGCAUUCAAAGCUGAAAUAGCAGAUGGAGCACUUAUUAUCUGCAGUUGGGUACGCGAUGAGGCCAUUGGACUGAGCCAUGGCGGCAUUACAAUAGGAGGAGCUGAUAAUGAAAAGCUAGAGAAAUUAAUGGCUAGAGUUCUAGCUCUCUCGGGCAUCCCAGAAGCUGUACCUGAUGAUUCGUAUUAA